UGAGAAGAUAAAAAGGCUUUAGUUUUUAUGGAAACUUGAUGAAGGAGGCUUGUAUUUCUAUGUAGCUAUAAGGGGAAAAGCAACACAGGCAAACAAAUGCAUAAUGGAGCUGGGUCUGGUGCUGAGGUUAUUAGUGAUAGGGAUAUCCAUUUCUGAAACACGGACACAAGGGAGACCAGGACCCAUGAGUUCAGAGUGCUUGGAGAACUUUUUGUGUAUAACACUGAGGGCAGAAUACUUUGAGGGCAAGUACUUAUCUUUUUCUGCUGUUGAUCAAUCUGGCAUAGCCUGGGAGCUAGAUGAGGCCCUGGCAUCACAGUGUGGCUAUACAGUAACUUACAGCAACUGGAAUAACAUUGAGUUUCGUGCUUCUGCACUAAGCUGCCAUUCUCAUGUGGAGAAAGAUACAUUCACAGUAACUAUACAAGUCAAAGCAUCUCAUACUCCUGAUAUGAAAAACGCUUCGGUUCACCUAAAAAGUGCAAGUUGUCAUUAUGGCCCAUGGAGUCCAAGACAGCUAGUAUGUGAAACUAACUAUAUGGAGGUUUCUGUUAGGAGGGAUGUUCCAAAGACUGUAAAGGACUUCAUUCAAGAUGAACCUGAAGACUGGACUCUUGUCUUUCCAGAGGCUAAAUCAGGAGAAGCCUCAAUAUGGCAAAUAGUGUUUCAUCAACCAGAAGAGAAAAGGGCUCUGCUUGUGAGUGAUGCUUGGAGUGCUGGCUAUGGACUCAACAUCACAGACACCAGGAUUCUGCUGCGAGUACCAUAUAAUGCUGCACAAACUCAGCUGGUAAAGGCUCAGGGAAUUACUUUUUCUACAGUGAGAUCAAGUACAUUUUACAAACAGCAGUGGAUGAUCCUGAUGGUGGAUACUGCUGUGGUGUGUCCUGUAGAUGGUGUGGACUACACUAACAAAAUGAUCAUCUGGACUGUUCCAAAAUACAUUCAAGCACUCUGUACUGGAGCAACUAGCUUUAAGGAUGUUCUUGUUGAAGCUGGUGUGAAUCUACACAAACUCUCUGCCAAAGAAAUGGCUUCCAGGAAAUAUGUGUUAUCUAAUGAUUUUGAUGUGAUUACAAUGAAGGUACCAAUAGGUGCAGAAGGUGGCUAUUACAAGACUUCUGUGAGCAGUGGACAACAUGGGGCAAGAUACUGCAUCAACCUGUUCUUGGAACACCAGUGGGAGGAUAACAAAUGGGGACUAACCAAACAUACCAUCAUCAAGGAAAUAGAAACACCAUUUGAACUAGUAGAACUCACUGUAACAAACAACUCAAAUCUGAGUGCAAGGAUAAUGAAUGUGACAGUGGGAAUGUUCCUCCUGGAUGUGGAGCUUGUGAACUUGACCAUUGAGGGGGCAACUGUCACAGUACCUGAGGCUGUUCAGCAUGGGUACCGAAUGUAUGAGAUUAAAUAUGCUAAUCAAAGCAAAGUCUAUGUAAUACAAGUGCCAUUUGAUGCACCAAGCAUUAAGAAAGAGUAUGUGAGAGAUGAUGUAAGAACAUACACACUGAAUGUCACACUGGAGUUCAUAAUUCAUCCAACAAGUGAGACCUUCUCUGUCCUCAUCGUUACACUAUCUGCUGUUAAAGAUGCUGUACUGCCCAGUGCAAGGGGAUUUUGUGAUGAGAACAACGUCCAUCUCCACAUCACUCAUGGGAAUGUGGACCAGAACUGGAUGCCCUUCAUCUCAGGCCGACACCUGACCCCAGAGGCAGCGCAGAAGUACAACUACAGCCUGAGUGAUAAUGGCACUCACUUGGCCAUCUCUGUCCCUUUCCUUUCUUCCCUCCUGGACUAUGAGGAUAUUCAUAUGUCUGGAGUACUGGCUUCACUCCAUUUAACCUUGAAAGAUGGAGUCACCUUUGCUAAUAAGAAGGACUUCUCAAUUUCCUGCAGAUUUUCCCCUUCAGAGCUCAUACAGUGCCUUCCCAAUGGCACUGUGGUUAUUACUGCAGUGAAACUGGUAAGACUUGCAGACCUGGACACCAGCCUCCUUGUGUUAAGUGACAGAAACUGCAAGCCCAGCCUAGUGACAGAGAAGACUGCAACUUUCAAAUUCAAUGUGAAUACGUGUGGAACAAAAAGAAAGUUUAAUAGCACAUCUAUAACAUAUGAGAAUGAGGUAGUCUACUUCAGACUUGGAAAUGAUUCACCAGUAUACAAAUUAAAGUUUGUAUGCUUAUACACAAUCAAGCAGACUGUUGAUGUCAAGUAUGAGACUAAGAAGAACCCAUCACCCAGUAUUAAGCCAGGGUUUGGCGCUCUCGACCUCUCAUUGAAGCUUUUUAAAGAUGAGUCCUAUUCUGACCCCUAUCAAGAACUGGAAUUUCCUGUGGUAAAAUACCUGAAGGAAACACUAUAUUUGGAAGUAGAACUGCUCCAGCCUGCAGAUCCAAGACUAGAACUAAACCUGAAAGACUGUUGGGCUACAAACUCCCAAAGUCAGGACAGCCUUCCACAGUGGCCAAUCCUCAUAAAUGGGUGUGAAAACAGCAAAGACUCUCAGAGAACAGUCUUCCACAAAGUUAAUUACAGCAACAGAGUAAAAUUUCCUCAGCACCUGAAGAGAUUUGAAGUGAUGAUCUUCACCUUUAUAGAAGGCACAACUCCAUUACAAAAGCAGCUGUAUUUCCACUGCAGCGUGGUGAUCUGCAGCACUAUGCCACAGCCUUCCGACUUCCUUUGUCAGAGGAGAUGCAAUCCUGGGAAACAUAGACGUGACCGCAGUACAGAACCACAACUGCAUGGGCAAGCAUCAUCUGGGGCAGUGCUUAUUAGGAAGGAAAACACGACCAGCAGAGGCUUCUGUGCAUUUCUCUCCUCUCUGUAGGUGAAUACACUCUCUCUUGACAGACUAAACAAGAACUGUUUAGUUUUAUGAAUCUGCAAUUAAAUGGCCUAUGCAAAUGCAGUCUGCCCAGACUUUCGAUUAAGGACACUGCAAAAAUAUCUUCUUGGAAAAUACAUUCAGUGUCUGCUGAUGUAAGGGUUAACUAACCAAGUACAGCUGAAUCUGUCUUAGUCAACUUUAAUGUGUUGCUCUCUUGUGUUCCUCUAGAGUCUAGUAGUCUUGAUCUUUGUGUGACUUGCAUUUGACCUAGUGUUCUCAGCUAAUGUGUCUGAAAUUUGUCUAGCCGCUUUGCAAUUGGAAGCAUCUGUUUUGGUGUAGAGGGGGAAAGGUAGCAGCAGAUGUAAUGUCAACUGCAAAUCAUUUGUUAUUACAUCUUUUUUUAAAGUUUUAAGAUGAAUCAAGUGUUGCAGGGACUUCAAUGUCAGUAAGUCUUUUUUUCUGAAGCAUUUUCUGAAGCAAAUGGUAAUAAAUAUAUUUGAUCUUGUAGUGGCAACUGUCAGAAAAAAGUAAGCUGUGGAUUUCACUGGAGGGUUGUGGCUCUGCAAUGUCAAGUUGCCUCCCUUGGUUGUGGGGUAAAUCAGUCACAGGUAGCAUUAGUAACUCUGCUUAGAGUAAUCUGCCACCCUAAAGGAAAAAAGCUUUUAGUGGAGGUGUAUAGCAGUAAUGAUAAUACAUGGACUUCACCUAUGAAGUGUUUAGGAUUUUUCCUUAUUAGAAGACAUGAUAUGUAGGCACUCCUGUCAGAUAAUCCUGUCCUUUCUUUUUUUAAUGGGUAGAAAAUUUCUUGAUUUAUUUGCAUCUGAGUAGUGAUAUGAAGUUUGGAUUCAUUACUGUGUUUUCCUGUUCUAAGGAAAGAUUGCAUAGCAUGAAUCAUUGCUUAGGGCCAAAGACACAAUGGGUGUACAAUGUUUACUUUUUAACUUUAUAUUAAAUGGAAUUCUACUACAAGGAAUUGCUGUGAAAGGUACCUUGAGCAAGUAAACGAAAUUAUUCCAUGAAUCUAUUUGUACCUUGUGAAGAAAAACACAAAGAUUUGUAGCUCUGCUGUUAUACCUGUACAGAGAUCCCAUUAAACAGCUUAUGCUAUAA
Messenger RNA from Cygnus olor (mute swan), 3943 nucleotides. Its product is annotated as zona pellucida sperm-binding protein 2-like. The transcript is spliced from 22 exons. The record is from RefSeq and is a predicted model, not a curated record. Lineage: Eukaryota; Metazoa; Chordata; Aves; Anseriformes; Anatidae. Bases 104 to 2833 code for a protein of 909 amino acids.